AUGUAUUCGCUUACUACCUUACUCACAACCCUCUCUCUCCUCUCAGCAACUCUCGCCGCUCCUUUGACAAUCCCACUCGGUUCAACGGGCCUGACAAUCACCAUUUCCUCAGAUGGCGGCGCACAAAUGAAUAAUGGCCAGAAGGUAGAUCUUUCACCAGUCAUGGCAAUGAUGUCCCAAGCAUCUCCAGCAGAAUGUGCAACUCCUCCAGCCCAAGGGAAUGCAAAGGCCGGAAACGCAAAAGCUGUAUACUUCCUAACAAAUGCUGCCAAUAACGCUGUUGUCGCACUCAAAGUAGGAGCCGACGGCAAACUCAGCGCAGGAAGCAUGACAAGCACCCAAGGAAAAGGCGGAGUUGGAGUUGACGCAGCCGGCAAACCAGCUCUCCCAGAUGGAACAUUCAGUCAGAGUAUCAUUCGCGUGGAAGGCAGCACAAUGAUAGCACUCAACCCCGGUUCCAAUACCGCAUCACUCUUCAGCAUCUCCUCUCGGGACGCCACAAAACUGACAAUGAUCGGCUCCCCCGUCGACACCAUGGGCGACUUCCCCGUCUCGGUAGCCGUUUCUUCUAAGCUGUCCAUGGCAUGCGUAGCCAACACCGGCGCCCGCGCAGGAAUAGCCUGUUACAAAAUAACACCCACCGGACUCCUACCCUCAGGAUCCCUCCGUCCAUUCGCAUUGAACCAGACCAACCCACCCUCAGGCCCAUUGAACACCGUAUCCCAGACCUUCUUCAACGGCGACUCCACCGCUUUACUGACCACCGUGAAAGGCGACCCCACGAAAAAGAACACCGGAUUCCUAUCUUCCUUCCCCGUGACAGCCGGCAUGGUGUCCAUGACCGGGACGCAGACCUCGCCGAAUGGAACGGCUGUGCUCUUCGGGUCUACGGUCUUGCCAGGUACAUCUGACAUCUUCGUCACAGACGCCUCGUUCGGAACCGCGACUCUUUCUUCUUCAACUGGCUUCGCAGCUGCUGCCGUUUCCGCAUCCACUAAGCUCGACGGGCAGAAAGCUACGUGUUGGGCUACUUUCUCGGCUGUUACAUCCACGGCGUUCGUCACGGAUGUGGCGAGGAAUGUGUUGAGUGAGAUUGAUACCAAGACUGGGGAGGUGGUCAAGAGUCUAGAUGCUAAGAACGGUAAUAUUGGAUUAAUUGAUCUUGCGAGUAAGGGGAAUUUCGUGUAUGCUCUUGCGCCGGGGAAUGCGACGGCGGGUGUCCCGGUUCAUGUGGCUGUGUAUGAUGUUUCUGGGGGGCGGGGAAGUGUCAAGGAGGUGCAGAAUUUCGAGGUGAUGGGGGUGAGUGAUAGCGUGCAGGGGAUGACGCUUUGCUAG
Messenger RNA from Glarea lozoyensis ATCC 20868, 1335 nucleotides. RefSeq names its product 3-carboxy-cis,cis-mucoante lactonizing enzyme. Gene Ontology annotation, molecular function: protein binding. Bases 1 to 1335 code for a protein of 444 amino acids. The transcript is spliced from 2 exons. Lineage: Eukaryota; Fungi; Ascomycota; Leotiomycetes; Helotiales; Helotiaceae. The record is from RefSeq and is a predicted model, not a curated record.